CGGGAAGCGCGUUUCUGCGCCGCCACACCGACGGACGGACAGACGGAGUGUGAUCAGUGCGCCUCGGCUGCUGUGCUCUGCCUUUCUCUCUCUCUCUCUCUCUCUCUCUGUGUGUCACCCCGAGACCUCCCCGCUCCCGUCCAGAUUGGGGAUCGAGGUACCAGAUUGACCGGAUUCACCACGCCGAGCAGCAUGUAGCACCUGGAGCUCCGCGCUCAUCGCCUCCCUCCUGCGCUCCUCCUCCGUCUUCUGUCCCUCCCGGAGCGGUCAUUUCUCCACCCGGGAAAGCAAAGCCUGCAUAAGGAUUUUGGGGGAUUUUUUUGGGGUGGGUGGGGGGAUUUAUUUAUUUUAGAGGAGUGUCUGUGUGUGUUCAUCCCCGCCGCUCUGCACCUCUCGGUCGAUGGUCGUUGAGGAAGCUUCCAUCUUGAGUCCCGUAAAUACCGAGAGAACCAUGGCGAGCGACUCCCCAGCGCGGAGUCUGGACGAGAUAGACCUGUCUGCACUACGGGACCCAGCUGGUAUCUUUGAGCUGGUCGAACUGGUUGGAAAUGGCACCUAUGGGCAGGUCUACAAGGGUCGCCAUGUCAAAACAGGCCAGCUUGCUGCCAUCAAGGUCAUGGACGUCACCGGAGAUGAGGAGGAGGAGAUUAAAGCUGAGAUCAACAUGUUGAAGAAGUACAGCCACCACAGGAACAUUGCAACCUACUACGGAGCCUUCGUCAAGAAGAACCCUCCUGGAGUGGAUGACCAGCUUUGGCUGGUGAUGGAGUUCUGCGGGGCCGGCUCGGUGACAGAUCUGAUCAAAAACACCAAAGGGAACUCGCUGAAGGAGGAGUGGAUCGCCUACGUCUGCAGAGAGAUCCUCAGGGGUCUGACCCAUCUCCACCAGCACAAGGUCAUCCACAGAGAUAUCAAGGGCCAGAACGUGUUGCUGACAGAGAACGCCGAAGUUAAACUGGUGGACUUUGGUGUGAGCGCUCAGCUGGACCGUACGGUGGGACGCAGGAACACGUUUAUCGGGACUCCAUACUGGAUGGCCCCGGAGGUCAUCGCCUGUGACGAGAACCCCGACGCCACAUAUGACUUCAAGAGUGAUUUGUGGUCGCUCGGUAUCACAGCUAUAGAGAUGGCAGAGGGAGCGCCGCCUCUGUGUGACAUGCAUCCAAUGAGAGCGCUCUUCCUCAUCCCCAGAAAUCCUGCCCCCAGACUCAAGUCUAAGAAGUGGUCGAAGAAGUUCCAGUCGUUCAUAGACAGCUGUCUGGUGAAGAGCCACAGUCAGAGGCCGAGCACCGAGCAGCUCCUCAAACACCCGUUCAUCAGGGACCUUCCCAACGAGCGGCAGGUCCGCAUCCAGCUGAAGGACCACAUCGACCGCACCAAGAAGAGGAGGGGGGAGAGGGAUGAGACGGAGUACGAGUACAGUGGGAGCGAGGAGGAGGAUGAAGAGAGGGACGUUGGAGAGCCCAGUUCCAUCAUCAACAUUCCCGGCGAGUCCACUCUGAGGCGGGACUUCCUGCGCCUCCAGCUGGCCAAUAAGGAGCGAUCGGAGCUGAUCCGGCGUCAGCAGCUGGAGCAGCAGCAGAACGAGGAACACAAGCGGCAACUAUUGGCUGAGAGGCAGAAACGUAUCGAGGAGCAGAAGGAACAGAGGCGACGGCUGGAGGAGCAGCAGCGCCGGGAGCGAGACAUGAGGAAGCAGCAGGAGCGGGAACAGAGGAGGAGGUACGAAGAGAUGGAGCAGCUCCGCCGGGAGGAGGAGAGAAGGCACGCGGAGAGAGAACAGGUAGGAACACAGGAGUAUAUCCGUAGACAGCUGGAGGAGGAGCAGAGGCAGCUGGAGAUCCUGCAGCAGCAGCUCCUGCAGGAGCAGGCCUUACUGCUGGAGUACAAGAGGAAGCAGAUAGAGGAGCAGCGGCAGGCCGAGCGGCUGCAGAGGCAGCUGCAGCAGGAGCGAGCGUACCUGGUGUCGCUGCAGCAGCAGCAGCAGCAGGAGCCGCCGCGGCCGCCGCAGGACAAAAAGCAGCUGUACCACUACAAAGACCAGGCGCCCAGCACCAACGACAAGCCCGCCUGGGCCCAAGAGGUGAUGCGUCGAGCUCAGAGCAACUCGCCUCGUAUCCCUCCCAAGAAACACCACUCUUUCAAGGAGACGAAGGACGUCAACCUCGACAACCUCCUCUUACUCCCCGGUUACAAACCCCUUCGCCCCCGCCCCCCUUCCUACCCCGCCCAUGACAGUCCCUCCAGGGAUAAUAACCCCCACAUGCCUCAAAUCCGUGUCACCUGUGUCCCUGAGUUCUCCCAGCCGCUGAGCCCCGAGUCCAGGGGCCGGACCCCCAGCCGCCGGGUGGAGGAGCAUUAUAAGAUGAACAGACAGACUUCUCCUGCAUUGCAGCAUAAAGUCUCCAACCGGAUCUCGGACCCGUCGCUGCCGCCCCGCUCCGAGUCCUUCAGCAGCGGAGGCAUCCAGCAGGCCCGGACCCCGCCGAUGCACCGCUCCGUAGAACCACAGAUGGCCCACCUGGUGCAGGUGAAGAGUCACGGUCUGUCAGGGUCCCAGUCUCUGUACGACCCCCACGGCGUGUCCUCCUCCUCGGCGUCACCCUCCCCCUCCCGGCCUCCCAUGCCCCGGCAGAACUCCGACCCCACCUCCGACACCCCUCCUCCCCCGCCCCUCUCCCGCCUGGCGCCCCCCCUCGACAAGUUGGACCGCAGCUCCUGGCUGCGGCAGGACGACGACAUGCCGCCCAAGGUUCCUCAGAGGACGACCUCCAUCUCUCCUGCUCUGGUCAGGAAGCACUCUCCUGGAAAUGGACCUGGCCUUGGACCUCGGGCUGGAGCGCACCUCAUACGGGCUAGCAACCCUGACCUGCGGCGGACCGACGUUUCCAUGGAUACGCCGCUGAAGAGGACGAGCAGCGGCAGCUCCUCCAGCUCCAGCACCCCGAGCUCCCAGGGAGGCUCCAACGAACGAGGUAAUUCAGCCAUUAAGACUGACGGCUCGACACUUUCUUCCCACGAGACCAAAGACGACAGCAGAGAAGUGACACGACCCAGCAGGCCUGCAGACCUGACAGCUCUGGCCAAAGAGCUCAGGGAGCUGAGACAGGGGGAGGAAACCAGCCGCCCGCCCGUCAAAGUGACGGACUACUCUUCAUCCAGCGAGGACUCUCACAGCAGCGAGGACGAGGAGGGAGAGGGCGGGCCUAAUGACGGGACAGUGGCUGUCAGUGACAUACCACGCAUCAUGCCAGCGAGUCAAGGUACCAACGAGUCCUUCAGCAUGAUGGGAGGUCAAAACGACGCCCACGACGACUCGUAUGGAAACAGCUCCCAGGACAGCACCCUGAUGAUGCGCGAGAAACAUAGGGAACGAAGGCGGAGCUCUACCGCCAGCAAUGGUUUUCCUGGCAACGCUAAUCUGUUCGCUGGCAACGCCAAUCUCCCUGAUUUGGUACAGCAAAGCACCUCCCCUCUGGUCUCCCCUGGCGACGCCUCUGGGGCCCAAUACGGGAUGGGAAGCGGCGGAGGCUCCAAGGCUUCCUUCACACCGUUCGUUGAUCCGAGGGUGUACGGCACCUCCCCGACUGACGACGACGAUAACAUCUCUGCCUCAGCGCUGUUUGCUGAUGAGCUGCUGAAGCAGGAGCAGGCGAGGCUCAACGAGGCCAGGAAGAUCUCUGUGGUCAACGUGAACCCGACCAACAUCAGGCCGCACAGCGACACCCCGGAGAUCCGCAAAUACAAGAAACGCUUCAACUCUGAGAUCCUCUGCGCUGCUCUCUGGGGAGUGAACCUGCUGGUGGGGACGGAGAACGGCCUGAUGUUGCUGGAUAGAAGUGGUCAAGGAAAAGUUUACAACCUGAUCAAUCGACGGCGCUUCCAACAGAUGGAAGUCCUGGAGGGACUCAACGUCCUGGUCACCAUCUCAGGGAAGAAGAACAAGCUGCGUGUUUACUACCUGUCCUGGCUGAGGAACAGGAUAUUACACAACGACCCUGAAGUGGAAAAGAAACAGGGCUGGAUCACUGUUGGGGAGCUGGAGGGCUGCGUGCACUACAAAGUCGUGAAGUACGAGAGGAUUAAAUUUUUGGUGAUUGCUCUGAAGAACGCAGUGGAGAUCUACGCCUGGGCGCCUAAACCUUACCACAAGUUUAUGGCCUUCAAGUCGUUCACUGACCUGCAGCACCGCCCCCAGCUGGUGGACCUGACUGUGGAGGAGGGGCAGAGGUUAAAGGUCAUCUACGGCUCCAGCGUUGGCUUCCACGUCAUCGAUGUGGACUCUGGGAACCCCUACGACAUCUACAUCCCCUCACAUAUUCAGGGUCAGGUGACCCCGCACGCCAUCGUGGUUCUGCCCAAGACGGACGGCAUGGAGAUGCUGCUGUGCUACGAGGACGAGGGCGUCUACGUCAACACCUACGGACGCAUCACCAAAGACGUGGUGCUGCAGUGGGGCGAGAUGCCCACCUCCGUCGCCUACAUCCACUCCAACCAGAUCAUGGGCUGGGGAGAGAAGGCCAUUGAGAUCCGCUCCGUGGAAACGGGACACCUCGACGGAGUUUUCAUGCACAAGCGAGCUCAGCGACUGAAGUUCCUGUCCGAGAGGAACGACAAGGUUUUCUUCGCCUCAGUGCGUUCCGGCGGCAGCAGUCAAGUCUUCUUCAUGACCCUCAACAGAAGCUCCAUGAUGAACUGGUAACCCUUCUCCUUCGACCCACAACCCUCCUCUUCUUCACUCUGACGUCCAGAGAGAGGGACGGAGGGAUGAGGAGGACAGUGUAUGUGUGUGUGUGUGAAUACAAAGUGUGUGUGUGUUUGUAGAGGACAUCAACAAGCUGCUGAACAGACAAUUGAGCAACUGGAGGAAGAGUUAAACCGCAGGAGCGUGUCCCCCGAUAUAGAUACCCUCCAACUAUAGGGGUCGCUAAAGGCCCCGUGUAUGGUGUCACUGCCUGCUGGAAAAGAGGUGACUCCACAAACUGACAGUGACGCCUUUCGCCUUCCCUGUGGACUGUUCGAAUGGGCUGAUGGGUGUUCUUGAGAGUUUGGAUCCAGGCUUUUAAGGACGCUGACAUCGUGCCGAGUAGCCUUUUACUUCCCCGUGUGACUGAAUGGGGAGCUGCAGAGAAGUUCUCUGUGUAGCACAUUAAUGAUUUCUUACAGGGUGUUCACACUGCGAGUACAAUUUGCCGUCUUGUUUGUUGGUGGGGAUGCAGGUGUUCUGACUCCAGGCAUGUUUUGCUGCGCUGUGGUGUAGUGAGAAAUCACUGCUGGCUGUUAAGGUAGCAUCAGAAGAAGAACUUGAGCUUGUCUUUGACCCAAAUAGAGGAUGCAACAGUUUUUGAGCUGAAUUAAAAUCAGGAAACUCAGUAUAUUUACACUAAGCUGGCCUCCAAUUGACCUUGUGUCCACACUGGUUCCCAAAAAUGUAGCUUAUUGAACACAAAGUCGAUAAAUAAUUAAACUCUAACCAAAUGUUUAACUGUGGACACACAAGAAAGGGCCUUUGGAAAACAACAACACGCCCUCUGUCCUUAGACCCUCGAUUCGGAAAAGGGAAAACUCCCAAAAACCCUUUUAACAAGAUGAAAAGAUCCCAGUAAGGCAGUAAAGUUAAUGUUGGCUGUGACGCCCAGUGGAAUUGUUUGUCGGUCCUCGUCGAUACUUCGAGGACAGUCAACUGCAAUGGGGGAUUUCAGAUUGUUGUGGAGGAAAGUUGACAAUCGUGAGAGAAAAUGUGGUGAAAUCUUUGGACGUAAAUCCAAACGAUGGUUCUACAUCUCAGUCUUUCGUCCGCAGCCUGCGUCAAAUGAAUUACUCCCACAGUGCGACUGCUGCUACGACUCACAUCUACCAUCCAACUGAAAUAAGACAUGACUCAGAAUACACAGGCAAGCUAAUGUUAUCACUCUGCAAAAUAUUAUGAUCCCCUGCCCAAGGUGGAUGAUGCAAAUUGAUACUUGCAUCCGCUUUUUUGUUUGUUUUUUAUUUACGUUUUAGAGAUACAGUUCAGCAGACAUUCAUCACACAACCUGACAUGCUUACCGUCUGGCACUAACUGACCCUUCGCUAAGCCACGCCCCCCUUAGUUACUGUUGCUAAGUACGACAAACUGUCGGACCUGACGGACUUUUAGCACGGCGCUGCCACUGUUUAUUACUGCAAGCUAGAAAAUGACUCUUUUUGCAUUAGAGUCAAUGGAGAGUGGACCUCAGUUAGAGAGAGUCUUAUACUGCGCUGUGAUUGGCCAGCCACGUGUUCGGGGAGUGGCUUAGCAAAGGGCCAAUUGUGACCAAGACUAUUAGACUUUAUCUGAACUCCUAACGUUGUUGUUAUUGCACAAUGUAUAGGCACCUUUAAAAGAGAUGUUCCAAUUGUUGAGGCAUUUAAGUUUAAAGUCUUUACAAAAAUCAACCUAACGUGGACAAAUGUAAUUUUCAAACUCUUCCAAUUUAGCCGGUAAAGUGUGGACAAUCAGCCUUUAACCUGAGCUAUUGGCCAAAUGUUGACUUCAAAUUAUAUACAUGAUGGUUCUUGUUCAUUGUUAUCACCUAAACCACUUCUGGUGGUGAUGACUGGUCAACUGAAUAUCAGUGGAUGUUUUGUAGACUAAAAUCUUGUAGCAAAAACUCAAGGGUGUCUUCUCUGCGUUGUCAGACGCUUUCUUCGUAAAAGCAAAAAUCAGACGGGUCUACGUCAGAAUCCGUUGAACUUGAAAUUUCAGCUGUGGCCGACACGCUUGCUGUUUCCUGAUCAUUGCUGUAUCUGUAGGAAAUGAAAGGACCUGCUGUGACUUGAUGACGGUGUUGCUCACAGUGUGAACACUCAUUUUGAGUGCUGCUGCUGAAACACCUUUUAACUCUCUUCCCCGUUAGAAGAGAGAAAAACUGCAAACAAGCUGUUAGUGUCACAAAAACGAGACAUUUUCCAUUUGUCACUGAGGAUGCUGCACAGUUGGUUUCAGCCACUCUGGCUACUUUGUCCUGGUAUGUUUCUGGUAAGGAAAGGAAGGUUGUAGAUAUUGUAUAAUUGCUGCAACAGCAACACAAUAACAGAAUCUUCACAUUGUUUCUCACAAGAAGAACUUGGCGUAGAGUAGUUGCCAACUUCUGGAGGUUUCUUCCUUCGCUGCCCUUUGUUCUCUCCACCCUUUUCUGCCCUUGCUGUUCUGUGUACACUGCACCUGUGUAAAUACUCACUUUGAUGUUAAGGACUGACUUUACAAAGCAGGUGAGAACACUGAAGAAAAAAAAAACGGUCUCGCUUUCUUUCUUUUUUUGUCACACCUCUGUAAAUCUGUCCGUUCUUGUACUUUCUCUCAGAUGGGAGUUUUAUUGUUUCUGACCAACGAGCCGAGCGAAGACUUACAAAAAAGUUUGGUUUGGGUUUUAACUCCGAGUUUACUCUUUCUCUCUGUAAUUCAUCGCUGUUUAUUUAGUUGUGCAUUUUGCAUGGAGACAUACAUGUUUUAUCUGUCAUCACUUGUUAUGAAUUGUAAGUUUAAGGCAAUACGCUGACUGGCCUGACUGUAGACACUUGGCUGUCAGACUCAAACUUUCUACGUGAGUUCAAAAGCAUUUUUCUCACAACACUGAGCUGUAAAUUGAAAGUUUUAACUUAGCCUAGCAUAUAAAUCAGAUAAAUCAAGAUUGUACACUGGAUAAUUACACAUUUACCAUUAAAUCUAUAUUUUAGACAUUUUGUUCAGGCUAUAAAGAGCGAGCAAGACGGGGCUUUGCAUCACUUUGGAUGACGUUUUCUAUUUUUUUGAAGAUGGUCUCUGGAAACGCUGAUGUUUUGGGGAUUGUGAUCAGGCUGCGAGAGAGGAGAGUGGUUCAUCUUUUACUUGAUUUUCUUUUAUUUUUCAUUGGUCUUAAAGGAUGCGACGGGUGUAAGUGAUGCCGCUUUAAGGCCAGCUGAAGCCUUUUACAUGUGCAGGAUGUUAGCAUUAAUCAACACCCUGUGAAUAAAGGUCAGGAGGCAGGGUCGGUUUGAGAAACCAUAGAUAAAAAGAUAUAUAUACUGUAAGAACUUUUUGUUAUGAUGAUAUCUUACUGAUCAUUUUAGGGAAAGACAAAAAAAUAAUGUUCACUUAUCAAAGCUUAGUUGUCUUUCUACAGAAUAGAGAACAUAGCUAUAAGAAUUUCUAAAAAAAAAAAAUACAAUGUUUUUAUUGUGGUUUUAUUUGUAUUUGUAUUUCAAUUUUUGUACGUAUCAAGACUGUGAACGUAUGUACGGCUGUCAGGCUGUGAGUGUGUGUGUGUGUGUGUUUGAGUGUGUAGGUGAGCAGGUGUGUGCACAGGUGUGUGACAUGCAUGUGAGUGUAUGUUUUCACCAUGUCUGAAUCACUGGAAUCAGUCAAAAGACGACCUCAAUCUGGUAACGCACAUCUGUGAUGUUGGAAAUUCUACAAUAAAUGUCCUCUCCUUGUACAGCAACA
Messenger RNA from Micropterus salmoides (largemouth bass), 8443 nucleotides. It is a transcript of the gene tnikb, whose product is annotated as TRAF2 and NCK interacting kinase b. Gene Ontology annotation, biological process: protein phosphorylation. The coding region runs from base 401 to 4702 and encodes 1433 amino acids. Gene Ontology annotation, molecular function: ATP binding; protein kinase activity. NCBI's taxonomy places the organism in Eukaryota, Metazoa, Chordata, Actinopteri, Centrarchiformes, Centrarchidae. The record is from RefSeq and is a predicted model, not a curated record. The transcript has 33 exons.